AUUUUUUUUAGCGCACACUUCAUUAAAAAAUCAGCUGUUUUUAACCUAACCUCAAAGAAUCGGCAAAAAGGAACUGAUAGCAAAAUGAGUGACUUCCCGACAAAAGAGGAGCGUACGGUAUGCUGGACUAACAAAGAUAAAUACUGGGAAUGCCUGGAUAAGAACGCACCUACGCACAGCACAACAAGCGGAGCUGAAGAACCUGCUGCCUGUCUAGAACUCAGGAAAUUAUUUGAGAAAAACUGUCCAGGUCAGUGGGUGAAGCACUUUGACCGGAAAAGAAGUUAUGAGCUGUUCAAGAGGCGCAUGGAACAGGGCUUUGAUCCCUUGGAGAAAAAGACUAAAUAAUAAAAUUGGAACUUAUUUACACCAAAAAAAUAGUUCCAAUAGCAACAUUUUAUUAUAAUGUAAAUUGAUUUGUACUAUACAAAUUUAGUUUGAUGUGUAAACCUAAGAUUUAUUAAAAAACUUGCUGAAUAUAA
Messenger RNA from Phlebotomus papatasi, 482 nucleotides. Its product is annotated as cytochrome c oxidase assembly factor 6 homolog. The record is from RefSeq and is a predicted model, not a curated record. Lineage: Eukaryota; Metazoa; Arthropoda; Insecta; Diptera; Psychodidae. The transcript is spliced from 2 exons. Gene Ontology annotation, biological process: respiratory chain complex IV assembly. Bases 85 to 348 code for a protein of 87 amino acids. Gene Ontology annotation, cellular component: respiratory chain complex IV; mitochondrion.